UUCCGCACUAUCAGAAUUUUUCUCUCAGUGUCUCCAGCUCUUUCUUCUUAAAUAAACUCAGAAUUAUUUCUUUCCGGAAGAGUAUCAAUCAUUUUCAGAACUAGUUUAAAUUUGUUCUAUUUAUACGCCCUUAACUACAAUAAAAUUUAAUUUUAUUUUAAAGUUUUCGAAAUGAUUUUAACCUCUGACGAUCCAAAUGCUCAAUUAAAUAUUAUUCGAAGUGAGGAAGAAUUAAAUAGAAGAAUGUCUUCUGGCUGUAAUGACCGUGGAAUGAUUGCUUGGGAAAUGCAAAUUUGGACACCAGAUUCUCCUCAUGGCCGUUCAAUUGUUUUAAUUUCAAAUGAUAUUACUUUUCAAAUGGGGUCGUUUUCUAUGAGAGAACAUCGUUUAUAUCAAAAAGUGAAUUUUUUAAAUUUAUUCUAA
Molecule: messenger RNA, 423 nt
Organism: Meloidogyne enterolobii
Lineage: Eukaryota; Metazoa; Nematoda; Chromadorea; Rhabditida; Meloidogynidae
Source: the annotation of a GenBank genome assembly